This is a messenger RNA of Oncorhynchus gorbuscha (pink salmon), 1943 nucleotides long. Its product is annotated as protein C-ets-2-like. Gene Ontology annotation, molecular function: DNA-binding transcription factor activity, RNA polymerase II-specific; sequence-specific DNA binding. The transcript is spliced from 8 exons. NCBI's taxonomy places the organism in Eukaryota, Metazoa, Chordata, Actinopteri, Salmoniformes, Salmonidae. Gene Ontology annotation, biological process: cell differentiation; regulation of transcription by RNA polymerase II. Gene Ontology annotation, cellular component: nucleus. The record is from RefSeq and is a predicted model, not a curated record. Bases 90 to 1289 code for a protein of 399 amino acids.
GCUGCUUUAUAACGGGACUGGGCCGGGCAGAGGGAGACUACACAAUUGUAACUCUGAACUCCAAGUGGAAGCAACUGUUCCAGUCAAAGAUGUACUGGGAUACCAUCCUGAAAUCCAACGAGAGAAACAUAGAUACCAGAGACUCUAAAAUAAAGAUGGAGAUAUACCAAGCUGGAUAUUAUAUGGAAGACUUCAGAACACAGGAAGUCCCUGCUGGUUUGGACUUUGCAUCAUAUGACUACAGUGAUGAAGACCUGUCUUUUCUAUUAGACAGUAAAGGACCAGGGCAGCAGCAACAGUAUCCAGAGAGUUACGGAGAGCUGCAGAAGAAUCCACGUCCGUACGACAACAAAGUAACCUCAAGUGCCUCUGUCCUGUUCAACCUGGAUUCAUACCCAGAGUUUAACUGUUGGGCGUCAUACCCAAGUGAUGGGCUGACUUUGGGCCAGUCUCAAGCGGGGUUCCAGGAUUCCACCCAGACGUACCACAGCCUUGUGCCCCUGUGUUCCCCAGCCCAGAGUGGACAGUUCAGCCCGGGCAUGGAGGAUGCCAGCACCAGCAACUCUUUCCUCCCUGGAAAAGGAACGAGCCACAGAGGGACCCCCAGCACUGUCAACCUGGACCACCUCAAUGAAUCUGAGCAAAGCUACACCCGUCACUCUGGUGAAAAACUGUAUGACUCAGGAGCACAGAAGACCUCCUUCUGGCCGGACUACCCCUCUCCCAGCUAUAGCGCAUCCCUGCCGCCCCCUCACCACCCUCCAUCUUGUUCCUCAAUCCCUACACCACAGCAGCCCUCAGAGCUGUACUGCCCCCGUGUGGCCAAACGCAAAAGUGCACACUCCCAAAGACCCGAGAGGGAAGUGAUGGGAAUGUCAGUUUAUCCAGGAUCAGGGCCCAUCCAAUUGUGGCAGUUCUUACUGGAGCUGCUUCUAGACUCCGCCUGCUGUACCUUCAUCUGCUGGACAGGAGACGGUUGGGAGUUCAAGAUGUCCGACCCAGCAGAGGUGGCCAAGCGCUGGGGUCAGUGUAAGAACAAGCCCAAGAUGAACUAUGAGAAGCUGAGCCGCGGCCUGCGCUACUACUACCACAAGAACAUUAUCCACAAAACGACGGGCAAGCGCUACGUCUACCGCUUCGUCUGUGACGUGCAGGGGAUGCUGGGAAAGACGGCACAGGAGGUCCUAGCCAGCCUGAACAUUUUACCCACGGGUACAGAGUCAGCCUGGCAAGGCCAGGGGGCACCAGUAUUAUCGCCAGAGUCCAGCGAAGCAUGGGCGUCGCAGUAGGGGGAGUGUACCAGCAGCUACACCACUAGAAAUAUGCUAUGUAGAACAAACAUGCCUCUUAGACAUGUAGAAAAUGAAUCACAUUGGCUCUAUUUAUGGAAUUUCUAUCUGCAACAUUAGACAAUGUUUGGUGUAAGACUUUUAUUACCAAGUGAUACAGUAGUAGCCAUAGCUGUGGGAAGUAGGGGUGCUAAAGUAGGGGUGCAGCACCCCCUGAAAAUCAGAAUAAACCAAUUCUGUAGUAGCCUUCAAUUUGAUUGAAUUUUAGUGUAUGACUUACCUCUUAUUAACAUCAGCAUAAUAAGAGCUCAAUGAAACUGUAAGCCCAGCUGUCUCCAAUACUGAUGCUCUUUAUGUUAAUUACAUGGUUAGUGAUUAACAACCCCCCUCAUCCUCAAGUACUUCUUGCCCCCUCUAAAAGAAUGGGUGCAUGACACCACUGCUUACCACCCAUGCUGUUGAACAAUGUUCAACAUUAACUUUGACUGUGAGGAUCUAUUUUUAUACCCUAACAUAUCUACCUCUUUUAUUGCUGACAAAAUAAAGCUAAGAGGGACCAUGCUUGUUCUGUUGAAUAUAAUGUGUGUGAUUUACAUGCUUUAGGGAACAAUAUUGUUUGUAAAAUGAUUGUAAAUAAACUGUACAUAACUUGAA